Molecule: messenger RNA, 2080 nt
Organism: Neomonachus schauinslandi (Hawaiian monk seal)
Lineage: Eukaryota; Metazoa; Chordata; Mammalia; Carnivora; Phocidae
Gene: CUZD1
Product: CUB and zona pellucida like domains 1
Exons: 9
Coding region: 1-1824 (607 amino acids)
Cellular component (GO): cell surface
Source: RefSeq, a predicted model, not a curated record
AUGGAGGCUGUGAGAAGGCUUGUCUUCUUGGCCCUUUUAAUUGUGCCAUGUUUGGCAGAGUUGAAUUGGACCAAGUCUGAAGGCAAAUCAAGCUGCCAGGCCAGCUUGGGAGGCUCCAGCCAAUCAGAUACCCACAGGGCCCUAAACCUGCAACUCAAUCCCAGUGAGGACUGUACCUGGACACUAGAAAGACCAGAAAACAAAAACAUCAGAAUCAUCUUUUCCCAUUUCCAGCUUGAUCCUGAUGGAAGGUGUGAAAGUGAAUACAUUAAAGUUUUUGAUGGAAACUCUACCAAGGGGUCUCUGCUAGGGCAAGUCUGCAGUAAACAUGACUACAUUCCUGUUUUUGAAUCAUCCAAUUCAUUAACAGUUCAAAUCAUCACCGACUCUGUAGGAGUUCAGAGAACUGUGUUCAUCUUCUACUACCUCUUCCCUUCUGGCACCUCUAUUCCAAACUGUGGUGAUUACUUGGACUCCUUAGAAGGAUCUUUUACCAGCCCCAAUUACCCAAACCCACAUCCUGAGCUGGCUUAUUGCAUAUGGCACAUACAAGUGGAGAAAGGUUACAAGAUAAAAUUAAACUUCAGAGACAUUUUCUUAGAAGUGGACGAACACUGCAGAUUUGAUUUCAUUGCCGUCUAUGAUGGUCCCUCCACCACCACUGGCCUGAUUGGACAAGUGUGUGGCCAUGUGAGGCCCACCUUCGAAUCCUCGUCAGACUCAUUAACCGUGGUGCUAUCGACAGAUUACGCCAACUCCUACCGGGGCUUUUCUGCUUCCUACACUUCAAUUUAUGCAGAAAAUAUCAACACUACAUCUUUAACCUGCUCCUCUGACAAGAUGAGAGCCAUCAUAAGUAAAUCCUACCUGGAAUCAUUUACAUACAAUGUGAAUAACAUACAACUGAAUAACCCAACUUGCAGACCAAAAAUAUCAAACGUGGUGGAAUUUUCUAUCCCUCUUGAUGGAUGUGGGACAAUCAAAAAGGUAGAAGAUCAUUCAGUUACUUACACCAAUAUAAUCACUCUUACUCCAUCCCCCACGUCUCAAGUGAUCACCCGUCAGAAACAUCUGCAGAUUAUUCUGAAGUGUGAAAUGGAAUCUGAUUCUACCGUGGAGAUGAUGUACAUGACAGAAGAUGACAUAAUACAAAAUCAAAGCGCACUGGGCAAAUAUAACACAAGCAUGGCUCUUUUUGAAUCCAGUUCAUUUGAACAGCCUUUCCUGGAGUCACCAUAUUAUGUGGAUUUGAACCAAACACUUUUUGUGCAAGUCAGUCUGCACACCUCAGAUCCAGAUUUGGUGGUGUUUCUGGAUACCUGCAGCGCCUCUCCCACGCCUGCCUUUACAUCUCCAACCUAUGAGCUAAUCAAGAGUGGAUGUAAUCAAGAUGAGACUUGUAAGAUGUAUCCCUUAUCUGGACACUAUGGAAGAUUCCAAUUUAAUGCCUUUAAAUUCUUGAGAAGUCUGGGCUCCGUAUAUCUGCAGUGUAAGAUUUUGAUAUGUGAUCAUAGUGACCCUCAGUCUCGCUGCAACCAGGGUUGUGUCUCUCGAAGGAAACGAGACAUUUCUUCAUACAAAUGGAAGACUGAUUCUGUCAUAGGACCUAUUCGUCUGAAAAGGGAUCGAAGUGCAAGUGGAAAUCCAGGAUUUCAGGAUCAAAUACACAGAGAAGAAACUCAGAAUCAACCUUUCGACAGUCUGCAUCUGUUUUCAUUCAUGGUCCUUGCUCUGAAUGUUGUGAUUCUGGUGGUGAUCAUAGCGAGGCAUUUUGUGAAUCAGGGAACAGACUACAGAUACCAGAAGCUUCAGAAUAUUAACUAACCGGUUCAGCCUUCAGUGAGACACAUUUCUCCCGAAUGCCAAAGGAAAUGCUGCCUCAUGGCUACACAUUAUGAAUAAAUUAGGGAAAACCCCAUAAAAAUGACACACAGGUCCUGCUGUCACCGUGUUCAGAGUGUGCUGUCUUGCAGGGGUGAUUGAAAUGAACAAACAUUAUGUCCAUGCUAAAGAACUGAAGCCACCAACAUAUUAAAUGAAUUAGAAGUGUCCUUUGUCACAAGCGUGAAACAUUCUCAGU